AAAACUUAAAACUUUUGGUCUGAUACGGUACUAUUUUACGCACCAGGCGGCAGCCAAACCAAACAGAGCUUCUCAUCACCGCCGGCUAAUCUCAGGUACACAAGUCAAAUACAACAGCGUCCCUUCAUACCCAUUUCUCUGUUCUGUGUGCAUGUGUAAUGGGUAGCCCAGAGGAAUCCAACAAACCCAUAUUCCUCUACGACUCCUCCUCCUCCUCCCCCACCCAUCCCCUCCUCUCCAAGCCUCCCUUGCCUUCUUCUCCUCCCGAUCCCGAUCCCGAUCCCGAACCGGACCCGAACCAGUUCCUCCAGAUCUCCUACAACUACGGUCCCAGGCCCUUCAAGGACCUCCCCUUCCUCUUUCUGUUGCUCCUCUUCGUCCUCUUAACCUUCGCCUUCGGCAUCUUCUCCAUCUUCCACCGCAAUACCUACUACUCCGACCUCUCUUCCUUCUCUUACGACUCCAAUUCCACCUCUUGUGCCGAAAGCUCACUCUCUGAGCUCUCGCCCGCCAGCUGGGUUCGCUUCUAUUCCUUUUCUUCUUCGAAUAUUUUGUACAGUUUGAUAUGGACCCUCGUGAUUACCUUCAUUUUGAGCAUACCCAUUUGCUUCCUUUUGCUUUUCUUACUCAAGAAUUACACCAAACAAAUCGUAUACGCGUCCCUUCCCUUCUUCAUUGUCAUUCCCAUCUUCUUCAAUGUCUACUGGUUCGUCGCAUGCAUCGUUAGCUCCUCUUGCAGCGACGCGUUCCCUUUGGUCUAUCGGAUUCUAGUCCUUGUCUUCGUGUUCCUGGUCAUCGGCGUGAUUGUCUGGAUCUUCGUGGUCAACUGGCACCGAAUCGAGCUUACCGUGAGCAUAAUUGGGGUAGCCUCGGACGCGUUGUUGAGGAAUUUGGGCUUGUUAGGAGUGCUUCCCUGUUUGACACUCGGCUUAGUGGUCUACUACGCGCCGAUCGUGGUGUUCUUAGUGUUUGCGAGGCAGAACGGGAAGAUUGUGCCCAGGGAAACCGACGGGGAGUAUACAUGCGUGUGGAAGCAAGAUGGCUGGGUGCCCGCGUACUAUGCGCUGGCGAUACUUACGAUGUUGUGGUCUGCGGCGGCAAUGGUGGAAGCUCAGGCUUAUGUGAUCAGUGGGACAAUUGCGCAGUGGUAUUUCUCCAAGGAGGAUGGGACUCCUCGGCGUAGUAUAAGAAGUUCUUUGAGAAAUGCAUUCGGCCCCUCCGCCGGCACAAUAUGCUUAUCUGGUCUACUUAUUUGUGUCGUGCGUAUGGUGCGUGCUACUGUUGAUACUGCAAGACGAGAGAACGCUCCAGGGAUAGUGAACCUAAUACUACGUUGCUGUGUCAAUGCUUUUCUGGCUGUCAUUGAUUUUCUUAACAAGUUUACCAUGAUCUUUGCGGCAAUAACUGGUGAAGCUUACUGCACAUCUGCAAGAAUGACAUAUGAGCUUCUGAAACGUAAUCUUCUCUCAGCUGUAUUUGUGGAGACCAUCUCCACACGACUAUUGGCUGGAAUUGUUUUUGUUCUCUCAGCUGUUUAUGCAAUUGUGGCCUGUGCUAUACUAAAGGCUGUGAGCAAUCUUGGAGCUGAUUCAUAUGUUGUGGCUGCCCUGGCAUGGGUCCUGCUGAUUGUGGUGCUGGGUCUCUUCAUUCAUGUGCUGGACAACGUGAUAGAUACGGUGUAUGUUUGUUAUGCCAUAGACAGAGACAGAGGAGAGGUUUAUAAACAGGAGGUUCAUGAGGUUUAUUUUCACCUGCCCAUUAGUAGAAACCAUAGACCAUCUGUUGCCUCCACAACUCAGGUUGUAUAAAUAAUCCUUGCAACUCAAAAAAUAACGUUUCGUUGUUGAUAAAUCAUUUGUUCCUUAAACUUGCCAGCCGGCAAUUUUGCAUACCCGUGAGUGUUGUUCUUGUACAAAUCUUGAGAUUUCUUCAAUAAAGAGGAAGAUUUUCUGGCUA
Molecule: messenger RNA, 1956 nt
Organism: Juglans regia (Persian walnut)
Lineage: Eukaryota; Viridiplantae; Streptophyta; Magnoliopsida; Fagales; Juglandaceae
Product: CTL-like protein DDB_G0288717
Exons: 3
Coding region: 159-1808 (549 amino acids)
Biological process (GO): transmembrane transport
Cellular component (GO): membrane
Molecular function (GO): transmembrane transporter activity
Source: RefSeq, a predicted model, not a curated record